AUGGGUCGAAUGGUCCUUAAAAUCCAAAAUUGGUGUUUAAUUCUAGUCUCCUCACACAACAUCACAUCCGAAAGCGAUAUAUACUCUUGUUCUGCAAAACCCUACCCCUGCUCGAAAUUUGUUCUUUUAGUGCAGUUUGCACCUUUUGUGGAUCGCGCGAAGAUGAGCCGGCCAAUGGAAGAGGAUGCCCCUGUAUGUAGUCUGGCUAUUUUCACUGUUCUUUAUUUUGGUUUCGCAGUUUAUCAAGGAAAGAAUGAGGAAGAGGAGUUCAACACUGGUCCGCUUUCUGUCUUGAUGAUGAAUGUUAAGAAUAACACACAGGUGCUUAUCAAUUGCAGGAAUAACAAGAAGCUUCUUGGCCACAUGAGAGCUUUUGGCCGCCACUACAACAUGGUGCUCGAGAAUGUGCGUGAAAUGUGGACUGAGGUGGCCCAAAGACCGGUAAAGGGAAAAAGAAAGCUCUUCCAGUUAAUAAAGACCGUUUUAUUAGUUCUUCUAUUGCAGUUUGCACCUUUUGUGGAUCGCGCGAAGAUGAGCCGGCCAAUGGAAGAGGAUGCCCCUGGAAAGAAUGAGGAAGAGGAAUUCAACACUGGUCCGCUUUCUGUCUUGAUGAUGAGUGUUAAGAAUAACACACAGGUGCUUAUCAAUUGCCGGAAUAACAAGAAGCUUCUGGGCCACGUGAGAGCUUUUGACCGCCACUGCAACAUGGUGCUCGAGAAUGUGCGUGAAAUGUGGACUGAGGUGCCCAAGACUGGUAAAGGAAAAAAGAAAGCACUUCCAGUUAAUAAAGACCGUUUUAUUAGUAAGAUGUUUCUCCGUGGAGAUUCUGUGAUCAUUGUCCUUCGUAAUCCCAAAGCUGGGAACUAUGAUACAUCAAUUUUGUGAUUAUGCAAUCACAUUGAAAAGAGGACCUUGUGAUGGUUUCAUCUCGUUGUAAUGCAUUUACAUUAGAUCCCAUUGAUUUUAUAGCCCUUCUGUAAACGAUUUACGAGUUAAUUAGUUGUGUGAGGAUGGUUUUAGGAGGUUUAGGAGGCGAUUGGCUACAUAUUAUAAUUGGUUUUGACCGAUCCAAAUCAUUUUAAUCCUUCUCAACUCUCAAUAUUAUUAAUAAUUAAAUAAUAUUAAUCAAU
Messenger RNA from Striga asiatica, 1130 nucleotides. The record is from the annotation of a GenBank genome assembly. Lineage: Eukaryota; Viridiplantae; Streptophyta; Magnoliopsida; Lamiales; Orobanchaceae.